Oncorhynchus mykiss (rainbow trout) is the source of this 2956-nucleotide messenger RNA. RefSeq lists its product as uncharacterized. Gene Ontology annotation, biological process: regulation of T cell proliferation; T cell receptor signaling pathway. The record is from RefSeq and is a predicted model, not a curated record. Gene Ontology annotation, cellular component: external side of plasma membrane. Lineage: Eukaryota; Metazoa; Chordata; Actinopteri; Salmoniformes; Salmonidae.
ACAGUCAAGUGUGUGGGUGUGGUGUUUUCACCCCUCUGCUCGGGGUGAAAACUGUAUCCUCCUAGCAUCAAGGUGAAUCAGAAACAUUGUGCGGUCCAGCUCCUCUACUCUCCUCUGGCCUGCUAUCACUUCAGGGAUCAGGAGAACAAGAUGGAGGGUCAUUUAUGGAUGACAACGAUCCUCCUGUCCUUCUGUCCUCUGAUCCUCCUGUCCUUCUCUCUUUCAGAUCAUCUGUUUACUGAACUCUCCCAACAUCCCAACUGCAAAGACAGACCUCUGUCCAUACAGAGUGUAUCUCUCCACAGCAGAGUGUCCAUCUCCUGCCCCAACAUGACAGGAGACGAUCUGAGAUUCCACCUCUUUUUGAACCAGUCCCUCGUUCACACCACAGUGCUCAAGAGGAACCAGAAUCACACCAGAAACAACCAAUCAGACACCUGGGUCCAGUUCUACCUAGCUGAACAGAACCUGAACCACAACCUAACCAACCGCUAUGUGUUCACGGUCAAUGGAACAGGACUGUACAUCUGCAGAGCAGAGAGGCUGUGGUCACCCCCUUAUAAAGUGGACUGUGUUCACACUCUACUGAUAACAGAGAAGCAGUGUCUGAAACCCCACGAUCCACUGACCACUUGUGUGCAGGAUCAUAAUCCCCUCCUUCUGUGUCUGCUGCUGGUGGGAUGUGGGGUGCUACUCCUCUACAGCACCAUCCUCACCAUCACCGUCGUCCUCAUCUGGAGGAAGCUGAAGAAGGAAGUGUCUGCUCAGACUACAUACCUGAACAUAAGGCUAGGAGAGAAGAGAGUUCCUCAGAGAGUCCAGUAUCCAGUCACCGGAAGGUUCUGACGCUGACCUUCCUAAGGCUGUGCGUGCACGACUUUUGUGCACUAUGUAGGGAAUAGGGUGCCAUCUGGGACUUAGCCGAUUGGCUCUUCAAUCAAUCUACUGACGCAUUCAACGGCUCGAACGGCUUCACGAUGCAUUGGAACGGCUUCAUACUGCAUUGGAACGGCUUCAUACUGCAUUAGAAUGGCUUCAUACUGCAUUAGAAUGGCUUCAUACUGCAUUAGAACGGCUUCACGAUGCAUUGGAAUGGCUUCAUACUGCAUUGGAAUGGCUUCAUACUGCAUUAGAACGGCUUCACGAUGCAUUAGAACGGCUUCACGAUGCAUUAGAACGGCUUCACGAUGCAUUGGAAUGGCUUCAUACUGCAUUGGAAUGGCUUCCUACUGCAUUAUAAUGGCUUCAUACUGUAUUAGAAUGGCUUCAUACUGCAUUAGAAUGGCUUCAUACUGCAUUAGAACGGCUUCACGAUGCAUUGGAAUGGCUUCAUACUGCAUUGGAAUGGCUUCAUACUGUAUUAGAAUGGCUUCAUACUGCAUUAGAAUGGCUUCAUACUGCAUUAGAACGGCUUCACGAUGCAUUGGAAUGGCUUCAUACUGCAUUGGAAUGGCUUCAUACUGCAUUAGAAUGGCUUCAUACUGCAUUGGAACGGCUUCAUACUGCAUUAGAAUGGCUUCAUACUGUAUUAUAAUGGCUUCAUACUGCAUUAGAAUGGCUUCAUACUGCAUUAGAAUGGCUUCAUACUGCAUUAGAAUGGCUUCAUACUGUAUUAGAAUUGCUUCAUACUGCAUUAGAAUGGUUUCAUACUGCAUUAGAAUGGCUUCAUACUGCAUUAGAAUGGCUUCAUACCACAUUAGAAUGGCUUCAUACUGCAUUAGAAUAGCUUCAUACUGCAUUAGAAUGGCUUCAUACUGCAUUAGAAUGGCUUCAUACUGCAUUAGAAUGGCUUCAUACUGCAUUGGAAUGGCUUCAUACUGCAUUGGAACGGCUUCAUACUGCAUUAGAAUGGCUUCAUACUGCAUUAGAAUGGCUUCAUACUGCAUUAGAACGGCUUCACGAUGCAUUUGAAUGGCUUCAUACUGCAUUGGAAUGGCUUCAUACUGCAUUAGAACGGCUUCACGAUGCAUUAGAACGGCUUCACGAUGCAUUAGAACGGCUUCACGAUGCAUUGGAAUGGCUUCAUACUGCAUUGGAAUGGCUUCCUACUGCAUUAUAAUGGCUUCAUACUGUAUUAGAAUGGCUUCAUACUGCAUUAGAAUGGCUUCAUACUGCAUUAGAACGGCUUCACGAUGCAUUGGAAUGGCUUCAUACUGCAUUGGAAUGGCUUCAUACUGUAUUAGAAUGGCUUCAUACUGCAUUAGAAUGGCUUCAUACUGCAUUAGAACGGCUUCACGAUGCAUUGGAAUGGCUUCAUACUGCAUUGGAAUGGCUUCAUACUGCAUUAGAAUGGCUUCAUACUGCAUUGGAACGGCUUCAUACUGCAUUAGAAUGGCUUCAUACUGUAUUAUAAUGGCUUCAUACUGCAUUAGAAUGGCUUCAUACUGCAUUAGAAUGGCUUCAUACUGCAUUAGAAUGGCUUCAUACUGUAUUAGAAUUGCUUCAUACUGCAUUAGAAUGGUUUCAUACUGCAUUAGAAUGGCUUCAUACUGCAUUAGAAUGGCUUCAUACCACAUUAGAAUGGCUUCAUACUGCAUUAGAAUAGCUUCAUACUGCAUUAGAAUGGCUUCAUACUGCAUUAGAAUGGCUUCAUACUGCAUUAGAAUGGCUUCAUACUGCAUUGGAAUGGCUUCAUACUGCAUUAGAAUGGCUUCAUACUGCAUUAGAAUGGCUUCAUACUGCAUUAGAAUGGCUUCAUACUGCAUUGGAACGGCUUCAGAGUACAUUAUUCUUACAGACUUUAAGUAAAGUUUUACCAAUCAGGAUGUUUGUAUUAAAGAGUGUUCACCGACACUGUAUAAUCUCUGUGUUGUUCCAUAACAAUGACUCCCUCCCUAUUGGUUAAUGCUUUGUACGAAGCUGUUUGUGUUUGAAAAGUAAAGGAAGGAGAAAGUUCAUGUGAGUUUCACUUCGUACCCUCACGUUAGGCCCUCACCACACGUUCUUCCUGACAUGC